AUGAGGGUGGCAGUGGGCAUGCUCUGGCUCCUGGCCCUCUGGGAGCACCCCCGAGCCCAGGGCUCCUGCCCCUCUCAAUGCAGCUGCAGCCUCCACGUCCUGGGUGAUAGCAGCAAGGCCAGGACGGUGGUGUGCAGCGACCCCGACAUGACCCUGCCCCCCGCGUCCGUCCCUCCGGACACCUGCAGACUGCGCCUGGAGCGGACGGCCAUUCGCAGGGUGCCCGCGGAGGCCUUCAGGCCGCUGGGCCGCCUGGAGCAGCUGUGGCUGCCCUACAACGCCCUCAGCGAGCUCAGCGCCCUCAUGCUGAGGGGCCUGCGCCGCCUGCGAGAGCUGCGCCUUCCCGGGAACCGCCUGGCCGCCUUCCCUUGGGCGGCGCUCAGGGACGCCCCCCAGCUGCGGCUGCUGGACCUGCAGGCCAACCGCCUCUCGGCCGUGCCGCCCGAGGCCGCGCGCUUCCUGGGGAACCUCACCUUCCUCGACCUCUCCAGCAACCAGCUGAUGAGGCUCCCGCAGGAGCUGCUGGCCACCUGGGCUCACCUGCAGACCGGGCCCUUCCUUCCCGGCCACCGCACCAGGCUGGUGCUAGGGCUGCAGGACAACCCCUGGGUAUGUGACUGUCGCCUCUACGACCUCGCCCAUUUUCUGGAAGGCUGGGCCCCAAAUCUGGCCUUCAUAGAGGCCAGGCUGAAGUGUGCCAGCCCGCGCAGCCUGGCCGGAGUGGCCUUCAGCCAACUGGAACUGAGGAAGUGCCAGAGUCCGGAGCUCCGACCAGGGGUAGCCAGCCUCCGGUCCCCUCUGGGCAGUGCAGUAUUGCUACGUUGUGGGGCCACCGGUGUCCCUGGGCCAGAGAUGAGCUGGAGGAGAGCCAAUGGGUACCCGCUCAAUGGCACAGUGCACCAGGAAGUCGCCAGCGAUGGCACGAGCUGGACACUGCUCGGCCUGCCUGCUGUGUCCCACCUCGACUCUGGAGACUACAUCUGCCAGGCCAAGAACUUUCUGGGAGUCUCAGAGACUGUCAUCUCCUUGGCCGUCACUGAGCCCCAGGCUUCCACAGAACACAGUGGGAGCCCAGGGGCAUUGUGGGCAAGGACAGGUGAGGGGGCGGAAGCUGCCGCAUACAACAAGAUGGUGGCCAGGCAUGUCCCCGACAUCCCUGAACCUGCUGUCCUGGCCACUGGGCCCCCCCUGCCCAGCGUGAAGGAGGAGCUGAGCCUCCAGCACUUCCAGAUGGGGAUCCCAGGAGAAAGCUCGGACAGGCGGGCGGGACGCCAGGAGGCCCAGAUGGUGAGGUCUCUCAAGGUGGUGGGAGACACUUACCAGAGUGUGACCUUGGUGUGGAAGGCCCACCAGGGGGGGAGCACAACCACCUUCAGUGUCCUCUAUGCGGUCUUUGGGCAGCGCAACAUGCGGAGGGUGGUUGUGCCACCUGGAAAGACCAGCAUCACCAUCCGUGGGCUGGCGCCCAAGACCAAGUACGUGGCAUGUGUCUGUGUGCGGGACCUGGUGCCCCAGAAGGAGCAGUGUGUCAUCUUCUCCACGGACGAGGUGGUAGAUGCCGAAGCCACCCAGCGGCUCAUCAAUGUGGUGGUGAUCAGUGUGGCCAUUGUCAUCGCCCUGCCCCUCACCCUGCUCGUCUGCUGUGGUGCUCUGCGAAGGCGCUGCCAGAAGUGCCGCACUGGGGACUCCACAGAGGCCACCGGUGCCUACGUCAACCUGGAGAGGCUGGGCCACAGCGAGGAUGGCUCUGAGGAGCUGUCCCAGCACAGCCUUAGUGAGGCCGACAGGCUCCUCUCGGCCCGUUCCAGCCUGGACUCUCAGGUCUGGGUGGGCAGGGGGGGCAGACGGAUCAAUGAGUACUUCUGCUGA
Molecule: messenger RNA, 1869 nt
Organism: Hyaena hyaena (striped hyena)
Lineage: Eukaryota; Metazoa; Chordata; Mammalia; Carnivora; Hyaenidae
Gene: LRIT1
Product: leucine rich repeat, Ig-like and transmembrane domains 1
Exons: 4
Coding region: 1-1869 (622 amino acids)
Cellular component (GO): endoplasmic reticulum membrane
Molecular function (GO): protein binding
Source: RefSeq, a predicted model, not a curated record